Messenger RNA from Talpa occidentalis (Iberian mole), 2010 nucleotides. It is a transcript of the gene TEDC2, whose product is annotated as tubulin epsilon and delta complex 2. The transcript has 10 exons. NCBI's taxonomy places the organism in Eukaryota, Metazoa, Chordata, Mammalia, Eulipotyphla, Talpidae. The record is from RefSeq and is a predicted model, not a curated record. The coding region runs from base 1 to 1338 and encodes 445 amino acids.
AUGCCAGGAAGGGGCGGGGCUUUCCGCCGGCGGCAAAUCCGAGGAGCGGCCGCCGCGUCCAUGCUGCCCGCGGGCUGCUCGCGCCGGCUGCUGGCCGAGCUCCGGGGCGCCCUGGACGCCUGCGCCGAGCGGCAGCGGCAGCUGGAGCGGAGCCUGCGCGUCUGCCGGCGGCUGCUGCGGGCCUGGGAGCCCGCGGAAGCCGCGGCCCCGGAGCCAGGCCCGGGCCCCGCAGCGGAGGAGGAGGACUCGCCUGCAGGGGCCGCGCCCAGCCCGCGAGACCUCGAGGAGCUGGAGCUGCUGACGCGCGCCCUGGAGAGGGCCGCGCGCGUCCGGAAGGGCGUCUCUAAGGCUGGAGAAAGGGACCCGGGCCCCUGCCUGAAGCCUGGGUCCGGGGCUGCGGCUCCCGCCUCCCCGGCCUCUGCCCCACCCAGGGCCUCAGGCCCCCAUGGCAGCGGAGCUCCAGAGGCGAGACCCCCCAGGGGCAUCCUGCAGACCAGGCUGCCUGUCACGACAUCCGAGCGCCGGCUUCUGUCAGCCAGGGGGCAGCCCGGCGUGGGGAGACCCGCCCGGCCCCCACCAGCCCUCAGGGACCAACAGACAGCCUCGCCGGCCCUAGAAGCUUUCACGCUCAAGGAGAAGGGGACCCUGUUGCAGCUGCCCGUGGCCUUCAGGAAGGCGGCUGCUCAGAAUUCCCGCCUAUGGGCGCAGCUCAGCUCUACCCAGCCCAGUGACUCUGCAGGUGCCGCCGCCACCGCCAAAGCACAGUUCCUCCAGAAGAUGCAGGCUUCAUCAGGCCGGCCCAGCCCCAGGGGCCCGGGGCUCAGUACCGAGGAGGUGCAGGCAGAAGUGGGGCGCCUGCAGAAGGCCUGCUCGCUACUGAAGCUGCGCAUGAGGGAAGAGCUCGUGGCAGACCCGGCAGACUGGACGCAGGAGUACCGCAGCCUGCUCACCCUGGAGGGGCUGCAGGCCCUGGCUGGGCAGUGUCUGCACAGGCUGCAGGAGCUGCGCGUGGCAGUGACGGAGCAGCAGCUGGAGUCAUGGCCUGAGGGGAGCCCCUUCAGCGCCCCAGCCCCCUGUGGGGGGGGCGCAGACCCCAUCUGGAGCCCCCCGCUGCUGCUGUACUCGAGCACCAGGGAGCUGCAGACCCUGGCAGCCCUCCAGCUGCGGGUGGCCACGCUGGAGCAGCAGAUACACCUGGAGAAGGUCCUGAUGGAGGAGCUCCUCCCGCUGGUGAGGGCACCGGAGCCGCCCCUGGUGCUGUGCCGGGCCGUGCACAGCCUGCUCUGCGAGGGGGGCCAGCACUUCCUGUCUGUCCUGUGGGACCCGCCCGCUGACUGAGACCCUGCAGACCCUAAGCCCCUCCCUGCCUGGAACUCUGGCUGGGGAAUCCCACUGGCUCCCUGGGGAGAGGGCUUCUGUGGGGCGGCCUUGGCACCUCCUGAGGGACCUCAGGCCCUUUUCUGGGCAGUAUACCUGCUGAUGGUGCUCGCUGCGGCCUCCUGAGACCCGCAGGCCUCUCAGCUACCUGUUUUAGCUCUUUCAAAGCCAUUAACACUUCAGGGCCAAGAGCCUCCCUGGUGGUGCAGGGGUUAAGUCUUAGCACUAUCGAGCUAUCAGCGGUCACUGCAGCCUGGGUCUGAUCCACAGACCCCGGCCAGGGCGCUGCCCACAUGGCUCAGCAGACCCCGCCUGUUCCCCCGCUGCUCCCCUCGGCAGUGUAUCUCAGUAGAUCCGCCUGUUUCUGGUGAAUCCUCUCACCCCUACACUCUGGCCUGUACCCCAGUUCUUGUAUGCAUAAGUAAAUCUUUAAAAAAAAAAGACUUUAGGGCAGAGUCUCAAUUCUCCGUGUUGCCCCUGCCGUCAUGGGGGGCCAGGGGUUGUCGCCCUGGGGCUGGGGCAGAUGAAGGAGAGGCUGCAGGCCCCGUGGGUCCUAGUCCCGUCCUGGCGCUGGGGCACUGGUGAUGGAGCGCCAGCCCCACCAAGGCCCAAACACGGGAGGCGGCUGGCUCG